Messenger RNA from Vollenhovia emeryi, 1489 nucleotides. RefSeq lists its product as uncharacterized. The coding region runs from base 235 to 1128 and encodes 297 amino acids. NCBI's taxonomy places the organism in Eukaryota, Metazoa, Arthropoda, Insecta, Hymenoptera, Formicidae. The transcript has 5 exons. The record is from RefSeq and is a predicted model, not a curated record.
CUUUCUGCUGAACGCAGCCAUUCGGUUCGGAUUUUUCGAGCCAGGGUGCGCUGAGAAUUGCCUGCCCUCCCCUUUCUUCAGAGAGAGAUUUGAUUUAAAGGGAAACCGUAUGAUCCGUUGUUGAGGCGUUAUCAACACUUGAGACAUUCGCCUGGUGUUCGUAUUUUGGUCUUGCAGUCAAACUGUAAAUUGGACGCUCGUAAUUGUACGCUUUGAGAGCACCUCGAGAAAAAAAUGAAGAGAACGAAAACGAAGCCGAAAUCUACAAAUUCGUUGGCCAGCAACUCAAGACACAUAGCUACGCAGACCGAAAGCUUCGGCGACAGUUUCUUAGAAGUUGCCAAGUUAGAAGAGCAAGUGCGACUGCUGCAACUUGAAAAUAACGUUCUGAGAAAACACGUAGAAAGAUCUAGCAGCACUGUAUAUAAGCCCACUGUGCAGACAACGCCCAGUGGUUACAAAACUAAUUGCAAAUGUAGGGGGAAUUGUGCAACCCGGAUUUGUGGUUGUGUAAAAAAAAGUGGCAGAUGCAAUUCGUCCUGUAAAUGCGACGAUAAAUUGUGUCAAAAUAAGAAAUCAGAAUGUGAUCAAGAAAAUAAGGAAAAUAUUAAUGAACUUUAUAAGGAAACUCCUAAGAAGCAGACUGGGAAGAAAAGUGCUGUAGAGAAAAUUAAAUAUGAUAAGAGCUUAUUUAGUCCAGAUACGAAGCAGCCCUACAAACAUCUUGAAGAAGGUCAAUUUAGUGGUAUCGAGUUCAGUUUUAAUAAGAACACUGUUAGUAAGGACUCACAAAUUCAUUCAAGCGAAGACGAGAAAAAAGCGGACGAUAAAGAGCAGCAAGAAUUAAUUGAAAAGGAAACGUUUAAGCCAAAACAUCAAUUGUCACGAACGCCGCCAAACAAGAGGCUUGAGAAACCGCUAGAAAUUGAGCAUACGAUUCAACCUCAAUCGCAUUCUGAGCCAGCUCAAAAAGAGACGACUAUAUCUCCCCUUAAUUGCCAAGGUAUUACGGAAGAAAAUAUUAAUUGGGAAGAGUAUACGGCACAAUUAGUUUCUUGCAAAAAAUGCAAAAGAACUUUCCUGCCCAAUCGGAUUCAGAAACACGAAGCCUGUUGUAAAAAAACCUAAAUGUUGACCAAACGAAAGUUUAGACUUUUCUUAACUUCUGAUAUGUUAUUCUGUAUUUAUCCGUUAGUUUUCUCAAUAUGUGAUGACAUUAACUUUAAUAUAAAAAUCAAGUAUCUAAUAGAUAUUAUAGUUUAUUAUAAAUUAACCGCUUCUGUAAACAUUUUUAACAUUAUUCUUUAUAUUAUCAAUCAAUAGAUCAAUAGAUUAGUUUUGCAUAGAACCAAUCGUGUGUUAAUAAUAAAUAAUUGUUAAAUAUAUGAGAAACGUGUGUCAUUUCGUUACAAUAAUCUUUUAUAUAGUUUUAUUAAGGCUACUACAUACACUAUACUAUAUUAUACCAUAAAUAAAUACGUAUAAAAAA